AUGGAGUCCUCGCCAGAUGACCACCACGAUGACUCGGCCGGCGGCAUUCCCAAAGCCAAGAAGUACGAGCUCGGCGGCGACAAGCGCAAGCCCUACACCAAGGCCGUCGUGCAGGCCAUGCAGCUCCGCAUCGACACGCUCGAGGCCCAACUCGCCGCCCUGACCGCCGGCAGCAGACCGCCCUCGCCCGACAUGGACCUCGACCGCCCGAGCAAGAGCCCGCUCGAGCUCGCCGUCGACUCGGCGAGAGCGCAACCGCCGCCCGACCGCCCCGGAACGAGCAGGCCGACUGUGACGGGCCCGACGAGCCAAAGCUUUGCCGAGGGCUCGGCGCCGCAGGUCAACCCGAACCCGGACCAGGCCGACACGUUCCAGGGCGGCCUCGCCGUCAACGCUCACGGCGAGCUACGCUUCUACGGCCCGACCUCUUCGUACCGCGCCGUCCUCGCCGGCUCGACCUCGUCCCUCGACGCGCCCGAGACGGUCAACGCGAUCCGCGCCUUCUCGCUCACGCGUGCCCCGAUCCCGACAGCGUCACCGGCCGACCCGGCGCUCCCUCGACGACCGCCCGAGCUCGCGCCCGACUUCAAGGUCAAGCUCCUCAAGCUCGCGUUCGAGUACUGCUUCUCGCAUUAUUCUAUCGUGCCCGAGCGGCAGUUCUUCGCCGACUGGCAGCGCUACCCCCUCGAGCGCACACAGUCUUACUCGCCGUUCCUCCUCAACGUCACGCUCGCGGUCGGCUGCCGGUACCUCGGCUCGGACGACGACUACCCGCCCGAGAUCUGCGGCCUGCUCGGCGACUUUGACACGAGGGGCGACGUGUUCGUCACCUGGAGCAGGUACUUGCUCGACCAGGAAUGGUACAACCCGACCCUGUCGACUAUCCGAGGCCUACUCGUUCUCGGCCUCUACCUCGCAGGGCGUGGCUUCGACGGCCCUUGCUUCAUGUUCGUCGGGCUCGCCCUCAAGCUCACCGAGGACUUUGGCCUCAACCUCGGUCCACAUCGCCUGUCGAUCAACAUGGGCAUGCCGCUCAGCGACGAGCUCAUCACGGCGCGGCGGGCGUGCUUCUGGUCCGCGUUCUGCUCCGACAUCGUUUCGUCCAUGUACAUCGGUCGCAGCAUCGCGUUCCCGCCCGAGAUGGUCGACACGGACCCGCCGCCCGUCGUUGCCGAGCUCGACUACGACUCGCCGAUGUACCGCUCGAGCGCGUUCCACUGGGCAAGCCGCCUCAUCUUUAUCGCGAGCAAGGUCAUGUCGAGGGUCUACUCGCUAAAGCCCGGCAUCAGCCUCGCCCAACGGCAGGCCAUGGUCCCCGAGCUGCACCUGCUUCUCGAGAGCUGGCAUCAUGAGCUCCCGUCGCAUCUGCGCGCGAGCGGCUCGGACCCGCUCAAGGCGCCGCACCCGCACAUCCUCGUCCUCAACAUGACGCUGCAUCUCGUUCACAUCUCGCUUCAUCGCCCAUUCUUCCGCCGCCGCUGCCCGGCCACCUCGACGAUCAACAUCAGCACCGAGAAGUGCCUCAUGGCCGCCAGCAACAUCGUGCGCCUCGUCAAGCUCCUGCGCGGCUCGGCAGGUCUGCGCUUCUCCGCUCCCGGGGUGCAGCACGCCGCCUUCAACGCCGGCACAGUCCUCGCCAUCUCGGCCGUCGAGGACGGCAUCUCGGCCAACCCCAAGCGCGACCUCGAGCGGCGCGGGCAGGCGAGCAAGGACCUGCGCUUCAUCAUCGAGUGCCUCAAGGAGAUCGGCACGACUUGGACGACGGCGCACACGAGCGCAGGUGUCCUCGAGGCCCUCACGAGCCAGUUCGAGGCCGCCUCGCUUCCUCCAGAUCAACUACCCGUCAUCGCCGACGUGCAGUACUCGCCGUCCCUGUCGUCGACCUCGGCGUCCUCGCACGCGCCGUACCCGCUUUUCGACGACGGCGCCACCGCCGCCGUCCUCCAAAGCCUCGACCUGCCCGUCUUCCUCGACGACCAGACCCUCUCGUCACGCCCUCUUCGCGACCCCAUACCCGAGCAGCCGCCGAGCACUGGCGUCGACGGCCUCGUCGGCUCGGACGACGUCGCACCCGGCGCAGCCACGCCGACGACGGCGAGCGGGUACCAGACGCCAUCGCGGCUCUUUGGCGCCGGAUGGCUCCCGUCUGCCGCGACGGGCCUCGGUGGCGGCGACGACGACGCCGCAGCGUUCGGCGGUUCGAGCUUGCCGUUCCUGUUCCCGUCGUGGGACCGCGACGACGGGUCGGACGACUUUAUGAGCCUGCUCAACGUGCCGCAGUCGACGCCGGCGAGUGCAGCUCAGACGCCGUCCGCCGAGUCUCUCUGAGCGCACGUCCGACGGAUCGUUUUCUUCUCUACAUUUGUAGCGCGCACGCGCAAUGCAGCACUGUCUCGCCCACGA
Molecule: messenger RNA, 2403 nt
Organism: Rhodotorula graminis WP1
Lineage: Eukaryota; Fungi; Basidiomycota; Microbotryomycetes; Sporidiobolales; Sporidiobolaceae
Exons: 16
Coding region: 1-2328 (775 amino acids)
Biological process (GO): DNA-templated transcription
Molecular function (GO): DNA binding; zinc ion binding
Source: RefSeq, a predicted model, not a curated record